AAAUAAUAAAUGAUAUCUAUUUUAAUUGGAUUGUUUAGUUUAGUAGUUUGUUAAGGUGAUAUAUAAACAACAGUUUAGACAGGUAUAAAUAGUUUAGAAUAAAUUGCAUAGAUUUUUAUAAAUAAUUAUUGGGUGCAGAACCUAAAUAAUAUAUAGAAACAGGAUAUGUUACAUUAAAGGACUUAGAAGAUGGAUAGACAGCUAUGGGAGAAAUGUUUUACCAUAUGUUUUUAAAGCAAGGAACAAUGAGUUUAGACUAAAUAAAAUAGGAUGAUAUUUUAGUAAUUUGGUUAAAUGGUGGUCCAGGUUGUUCAUCAUAAUAUGGAAACUUUUAAGAAAUCGGUCCUUAUUAAAUAAUAGAGGAGAGUAAGGACAAAUUUAAAGUAGUGGAGAGAGUAAUAAUAAAUUACUAUUGAAAUAGCCAUAUUCUUGGAAUAAAUUGACACAUCAACUAUUUGUAGAUUAACCAUUAAGAGUAGGAAUGAGUGGAGCAAAAGAUGGUUUUGUAGUUUCAAAUACUGAGACUGCUGCAAAAUACUUUGUGAAUUUCUUAAGAAUUUUGUAUAAUAAGCACACAAUUCUAUAGAGAACAUAAUUGUAUAUAAUGGGAGAAAGUUUUGCAGGACAUUAUAUACCAGCAAUAUCAUUAUAAAUAUUAAGAUAAAAUCUAACAAUAGUAAAUUUUAAGGGGAUAGCAAUAGGAGAUGGAUGGACCUAACCAUUUUAAUAGUUUUCUUAAUAUGCUUCAUAUUUAUAUACAAUUGGAACAAUAACUGAGAGAUAAUUUAAAAUAAUCUAGGAUGAUAUUGCCAUAGGACAAAAUGCAAUAUUGGAUGGAGAUAUGAAAUUAGCAUAUCAAUAAUUCGAUCUCUUAUCUGAUGAUAAAACAAUAAAUAUGACAGGAAGAAUCAAUGUGUACAAUUUCAGAAAAUACUAAGAAUAAGAUGUAGAGGAUACAACUCAUGAGAAGUUCUUGAACUUUUAUUUAAAGACUUAAUUUAAAGCACCCAAUAGUAAAACUGUAUUUGAAGGAUGUGAUGGACCUACUUAUGAUGCAUUUGCUUUAGAUAUUCCAACAAGUAGAAAGGGUGAUAUUGAAAUUCUACUUAAAUAUAAUAUAAGAGUGCUUCUAUUCAAUGGAUAGUUAGAUUAUAUAGUCAAUACUCCUGGAGCUGUUAUGUGGAUGAGUUAAUUGAAUUGGGAGAAGAUUGGACUUUGGAAAAAUACUAAAAAAGAAAUGAUUGUUGUUGACAAUGAAACUUAAGGAACAUGGAAACAAUAUGAUAAUUUCAUAUAUGCUACCAUUUACACAGCAGGACAUAUGGUUCCUACUGAUAAUCCUGAAGGAGCAUAUGCAAUGUUAGAUAAAUAUUUAACGAUAAAAAAAUGA
This is a messenger RNA of Paramecium sonneborni, 1390 nucleotides long. The record is from the annotation of a GenBank genome assembly. NCBI's taxonomy places the organism in Eukaryota, Ciliophora, Oligohymenophorea, Peniculida, Parameciidae.